This is a messenger RNA of Tetranychus urticae (two-spotted spider mite), 1853 nucleotides long. Its product is annotated as elongator complex protein 3. Lineage: Eukaryota; Metazoa; Arthropoda; Arachnida; Trombidiformes; Tetranychidae. Gene Ontology annotation, molecular function: catalytic activity; iron-sulfur cluster binding. Gene Ontology annotation, cellular component: nucleus; elongator holoenzyme complex; cytoplasm. The record is from RefSeq and is a predicted model, not a curated record. Gene Ontology annotation, biological process: tRNA wobble base 5-methoxycarbonylmethyl-2-thiouridinylation.
CAGAGUAAGCUAGUAAUGCCAUCUAGGGUUCAUGCCGAGUUCAAACUGCUGGUUUUAUGUUUGUGACCAUUUGUUUUCAUCGCAAUAAAUUUCAGUGACUUAAUUUGUUUUAAAAUGACUCGUCCAAAGAAUAAAGGAAAUGGUUUGACCAAACAACAACUUAUGGUUGUGACUAUCAAUGAAAUUAUUCAGCAUUUGGUUAAAGCACAUGAGGAGGCUAAGGAUGUAAAUUUGACAAAACUUAAGUGUGACAUAUCUCGCAAAUAUGGUCUUGAGAAUCAACCGAAGUUGGUUGACAUAAUCGCUGGUGUUCCUCAAGAAUAUAGGAAAAUACUGCUUCCCAAGUUGCGAGCUAAGCCGAUCAGAACAGCCAGUGGAAUUGUGGUUGUGGCAGUUAUGUCUAAGCCUCACCGAUGUCCUCAUAUAAACAUGACUGGGAACAUAUGUGUAUAUUGUCCUGGUGGACCGGACUCUGAUUUUGAAUACUCUACUCAAUCAUAUACUGGUUAUGAACCUACAUCAAUGAGAGCAAUCAGAGCUCACUACAAUCCGUUUGUUCAAACACGCAAUAGACUGGACCAACUGAAACAACUGGGUCACGAUAUUGAUAAAGUGGAAUUCAUCGUUAUGGGAGGAACAUUCAUGUCUCUACCUGAAGAGUAUCGGGAUUAUUUCAUCAGAAAUUUGCAUGAUGCACUAUCUGGACAUACGAGCUCUUCAGUUUCUGAAGCAGUUAAAUUCAGUGAAAAAUCUCGGACAAAGUGCAUUGGUAUAACUAUAGAAACAAGACCAGAUUACUGUCUCAAUCGUCAUCUAAGUGACAUGUUAUCUUAUGGAUGUACAAGACUUGAAAUCGGUGUGCAGUCUGUUUAUGAGGAUGUUGCUCGUGAUACUAACAGAGGACACACUGUUAAAGCUGUUAAAGAAACUUUUCAAUUCGCUAAAGAUUGCGGUUUUAAAGUUGUAGCUCAUAUGAUGCCAAACUUACCGAAUGUUGAUUUGGAACGUGAUCUAGAGCAGUUUGUUGAAUUCUUUGAAAAUCCAGAUUUUCGCGCAGAUGGAUUGAAAAUUUACCCAACUUUAGUGAUUAGAGGUACAGGGCUCUAUGAACUAUGGAAGACUGGUCGUUAUCGAAGUUAUCCUCCUAGUGUCUUAGUAGAUUUUCUGGCUCAGAUAUUAGCCUUAGUGCCUCCUUGGACUCGAGUUUAUCGUGUACAACGUGAUAUACCAAUGCCUUUAGUUUCAUCCGGAGUUGAACAUGGAAAUAUAAGAGAAUUAGCAUUAGCCAGAAUGGCUGACUAUGGAACCACAUGUAGAGAUAUACGAACCAGGGAAGUUGGUAUCCAAGAAAUUCAUCACAAAAUCAAACCUUAUCAGGUUGAACUCGUUCGUCGAGAUUAUGUUGCAAAUGGAGGCUGGGAAACGUUCCUUUCUUACGAAGAUGUUCAACAAGAUAUUUUAAUUGGUCUUUUAAGAUUAAGAAAUUGUUCACCUGAUACUUUCCGCCCAGAAUUGAAGGGCUGUUGUUCAAUUGUAAGAGAAUUGCAUGUUUAUGGUAGUGUUGUGCCUAUAAGUGGAAAGGAUCCAACCAAAUUUCAACAUCAAGGAUUCGGUAUGCUUUUGAUGGAAGAAGCUGAAAGAAUUUCACUCAAUGAACAUGGAUCUACUAAGAUCGCAGUUAUUUCAGGUGUUGGAACCAGAAAUUAUUAUAAAAAACUUGGUUACUCGUUGGAAGGUGUAUAUAUGUGCAAAUCUUUAAUUUAAUCAAAAAUUGUUAUUGAAUUGAGAUUCACAAAAUGUUUUGUGUAUUUUUCAUUAAAUAUUAUAUUGUUUAAUAAAUGCUUAAAAAUUAA